Molecule: messenger RNA, 582 nt
Organism: Chlorella variabilis
Lineage: Eukaryota; Viridiplantae; Chlorophyta; Trebouxiophyceae; Chlorellales; Chlorellaceae
Exons: 6
Coding region: 1-582 (193 amino acids)
Biological process (GO): protein deglycation, glyoxal removal; guanine deglycation, glyoxal removal
Cellular component (GO): cytosol; nucleus
Molecular function (GO): protein deglycase activity
Source: RefSeq, a predicted model, not a curated record
AUGGCUGGAGCGAACGUGAGGGUGUUGGUGCCAAUUGGGACCGGCUCGGAGGAGAUGGAGGCGGUCAUCACCAUCGACGUCCUGCGCCGUGCGGGCGCCGAGGUUACGGUGGCUUCUGUAGAGGAUGACCUGACAGUGGUGUGCUCCCGGCAAGUGAGGCUGGUGGCGGACAAGAGUAUCAAGGACUGCGCCGGGGACUGGGACCUGAUAGCGCUACCGGGCGGCAUGCCGGGGGCGGAGCGGCUGCGCGACUCUGCUGCGCUUACCGAGCUGGUGGCCAAGCAGAAGGCAGCCAACAAGCUGCACGCCGCCAUUUGCGCAACGCCCGCAGUGGCAUUUGAGCCUCAGGGCGUGCUGGCUGGCAAGAAGGCCACCGCGCACCCCGCAUUUUCCGCCAAGCUGACAAACCAGGCUGCCGUGGAGCAGCGAGUGGUGGUGGACGGCAAGCUGGUGACCAGCAGGGGCCCGGGCACUGCGUUUGAGUUUGCGUUGGCGCUGGUCAAGAUGCUUUACGGCGAGGAGAAGAUGAGGGAGGUUGCGGGGCCCAUGGUCAUGGCAGACGGCUACGACAAGGCUCUGUGA